Messenger RNA from Panonychus citri (citrus red mite), 1393 nucleotides. RefSeq lists its product as uncharacterized. NCBI's taxonomy places the organism in Eukaryota, Metazoa, Arthropoda, Arachnida, Trombidiformes, Tetranychidae. The transcript has 2 exons. The record is from RefSeq and is a predicted model, not a curated record. Bases 623 to 1132 code for a protein of 169 amino acids.
UUUAUUUGAUCAGUCUUGAUACGACUAAAUUAUCUAAUCUAGUUUGAUAUAAAAGUACAAAUUGAUUACAGUCAAGUACCUGAAAUUGUCAGUACCUAAAUUUUAUUAGUUAAGCCCCUUUUUGGGCAUAUAGAGAGGCUUAUACGGCGCCUUUCUUGAAACCGUUACAAGUUUUUGUUACAUUUUUAAUUUUUUUUGAGAAAUUACAGUUUAAUCAGAGGGUGGGCAAGUCGGGAUUGAACCCGUGUCAUCGUAGACAAGAGUCCACGACACUAACCAAUUGGCUAGCAAUUCUACCUAAAACUGUCCACCAAUCGUAGCUCCAUGUAUCGAACUGGAACUAGCCCCCAUUGAAUUAAUUAGAGCGAAUAUUUUUUUUCUUGAUUGAAUCUCAUCAAAAUAAUUUAAGAAAAUUAAAAUUAUCAUUUUCAUGACAAUUUCUAAGUGUUUAGAGGAUUAGUUCAAGUAAAAUAUUUUUUUGAUCAAAAUGAUUGAUUAAUUUACACCCCUUUCAAAUCGCCCGCCCUUCGAAUAAUCCGUACAAAAGGGGGUAAUUUUAGGUACUUGACUGUAAUACAUUUGUCAUAAAAUUUUUAAAAUCAGUUUAACAACGACAAUCAUCAUGAUUAGAUCAAUUGUGUUCGUUAUCUUAAUUGUUAAUUCAUUUUCUUUAAUCAAUUGUGAUGAAAACCUAACCAAUCCAUUUUUGAUUUAUACUAACUUUUGUUCAAUGGUGAAAAACUCUACAAUAGCACCUAUUGAGAGUUUGUGUAUAUCUUACGUUGGACUUGCAAAAACUCUUGAGGAUCUAUCGCCCAAAAAUGAGUACGAUUUGUUGACCGAUUGCAAAAAAACACUUCCACCCAGUGAAUUAAAUGAAGUAAUUAAGUCUUGUUCUGAGCCUCACUCGGAAGCGUCCAUAAAUAAGGUACAACAAUCAACUAAUUUUCGAGUAAAUUGCUCAAGGUUCGAGGCUAAUUUAAAUGUGAUCGUUUAUUUUUUAUCAAUUAAGGGAGCAGACUGCGUCAAGAAACUUGGUUAUUCCAAGAAGUUUUUGAGUAAGAAGCCGUUGGAUGCAAUCCUUUCUAUUAAAAAGACUCCUCAAUUACGCGAUUGCGUUAAAAAUAAUUAGUAACCUAAUCAACAGUAAUUUUCAAACUUUAUUUGUUUUUCUCUCUCUCUCUCUCUUUCUCUUGAUUCAAUGAUUUAACCUGUGAAAGUGAUACACCAACUAACGAUGAAUCAAUUCAACGUAUCUUUGAUGCACAAUCUUCACAUACAAGUCAAAUUUAAUUGUUCCAAUAAUUAUGAUAUAAUAUUAAAACACGUUAAUUGAAAUUUUUCUUCAAUUUUGUUUGUUCGCAAACAUUCAACCAAACGUAUGGUAAACAAU